CAGAUUCGCCUAUCGAUCAAAAGGCUUGGCAUGGCGUAAACACACCCACCAAAAACCAGCUUUUUAUCAUCGCGUGAGUGACUAAACGUGUUUCUUUGAACCACAAAGUGGAUUAACCUGCGAACAUGGCCAGAGGACAAGGCAUCAAUCAGGAGCUCUCAGAUGUGUUGAAUGAACUGUGGAAGCUGGAUGUGAACCGCAUGAAAGCUGGAAAAGACUAUAAAAUCAACCUACAGGGGAAGGCUGGUUUUGUUGCUGAAGGCAGUAAUAGUGCCAGGGAUAGUGCUAGAGCUCCUCUUUUCUCAUAUGUCGAUGAAAAGAAGCUCAAAAGCGUGGAUACUUAUGCUCACUUCAUAGAUCUGUUGGACAAUUAUGAGAUGUCUACAGGAGUGACUGAGCAUGUGACAAAAGAGGAGCUUCAGGAAAAUCAUCUUUUCCUGGAUGCUAUUCUCAAGACAGAGGUCAUGAAGUGUGCCCACAGGUAUUUAGUGCGCAAAGGUCUAGCCCAGUCUGAUCCAUCUAAGUUUAAGAGCCAGCUCUAUGACAUCUGGUUUAAGCUCUAUCGCAGGGACAAAAAUGGAGGUGAAGAUUCCUGUGGAUUUGAGCAUGUUUUUGUUGGUGAAACCAAACAAGGUAAAGAGAUCAUGGGCCUCCACAACUGGGUCCAGUUUUACCACCAGGAGAAAAACAAUCAUGUGGACUACAAAGGAUACAAGGCCAGAAGUAACAAGGACACGCCGGACGAGGAUGAUCACGUCUUGAACCUGCAGUUCAGCUGGAAUGGCCUGGUGAAGCCGGUGGCCAGUUGUUUCAUUGGCGUCAGCCCAGAGUUCGAGGUGGCUCUCUUUACUAUUGUCUUCUUUCUGUCUAAUGAGCAUGUGACCAAGGUUACAGUGAAGGUGGAUGAGUACCUCCUUGAGAUUGUGGUGUACAGAUUUGGGCGCUCCAUUGGGACUUCAUAUCCCAAAAUGAUCAGCAGCAACAACCGGGAUUUUUAGAUCUUACUGCAAGGUCAAACCUAGCACGAUUAAAAAAAAAAAAAAAAAGCUAGGACAGAGUGGGCUUGAUAACCUAAAUAAUCAAUUUACAGCUUGAACUACUAGUGGGAAAUAUAUGUGACCAAUGUUUUAAAACUCUGUCAGAUUACAAAUGAUCAGUCCAUUUUGUAAUGAAUCUAGUUCGUACUGCUAUAAAAUUCUGCAUAAUGAUACAGUUAUGUGCCAAAUAAUUGAAACUCGUCUUUUUGUGGCCAGGCCCUUAAAGUUGUUUGAGCCUUAAAUUGCUUAGAAAUGUGUGUAGUCCAUCAGCUAUAUAAACAGCUAUUUUGCAUUAGAUGUAAUUGCAUUGACCCAAUCUAACUCCUGCAAGCUUUUAAAAAUCAAGUUUUUUUUGUGUGUUACUCAAGCAAGUUACAAGUUAGGAAUGAAACACUUAAGUGCAUUUUAUUUUAUGAGACUUAAGCCGUCAACACUCACAGUCAAAAGAUUGUCGUUUUUGAAUGGCAUCUGCACUAGAUGGAGUGGAAUUUGGAAAAUGGGACAUCAUAGAUGAAAAAUAUCUCAUCCUGGGAAAUGUAAUGCAUAAAAUUUAAUCUUCACAUAAAUAAUUGGGAAAAUUAAAUUUUUGUGCUAAAAACACUGCUGUUAGAGUAUGUGCCUUUAUAUUUGUUUCAAUAAAGACCUUUUUCAUUCAUA
Messenger RNA from Carassius auratus (goldfish), 1694 nucleotides. RefSeq names its product poly(U)-specific endoribonuclease-C-like. Bases 126 to 998 code for a protein of 290 amino acids. The record is from RefSeq and is a predicted model, not a curated record. NCBI's taxonomy places the organism in Eukaryota, Metazoa, Chordata, Actinopteri, Cypriniformes, Cyprinidae. Gene Ontology annotation, molecular function: RNA endonuclease activity. The transcript is spliced from 7 exons.